GAUCUUGAGAGCAAAAUAAUCCAAUUUCUGAAAGAUGAGCUGGAGAAGUUUAAGAAAAUAUUACAAAAAGAGAAUAUGCAAUACUUUGUGGAGGACUUUAAUGAGAAUAGAUGCAGUAUCAAGGAAAUAGCUCUCGAUCUCACACUCUACUUCUUAAGAAAUAUGAAGCAAGAUGAAGCUGCUGAUACUCUAGAAGAUGAGCUGCUCUUCAUUCAUCAACUAAAAUGUAACCUAAAGAAGAAGUAUCAAUGUGUGUUUGAAGGAAUUACAAAGCAAGGUGACUCCACACUUCUGAAUAACAUCUACACCGAUCUCUAUAUCACUCAGGGUGGUAGUGAACACGUUAAUAUUGAACAUGAGGUAAGACAGAUUGAAGUUACUUCCAGGCAUCAAGAAUCACAAGAGAUACAGGUUGAAUGCACAAAGAUGUUUAAAGCAUCUGAACAAGACAAGCAGGUCAGAACUGUACUAACAAAAGGAGUUGCUGGCAUCGGAAAAUCAGUCUCUGUGCAAAAGAUUGUUCUGGAUUGGACUGAAGGAAAAGAAAAUCAAGAUAUCAGCUUCAUAUUUCCUCUUCCAUUUAGAGAGUUGAACUUAAAGGAGAAAGGAACACAAAGCUUGACAAGGAAAUCUGCUUCCUUCUGCUCUCAUCUGGAUCACCACCAGACCAGCAGCUAA
Messenger RNA from Sinocyclocheilus grahami, 678 nucleotides. RefSeq names its product NACHT, LRR and PYD domains-containing protein 3-like. The record is from RefSeq and is a predicted model, not a curated record. Gene Ontology annotation, cellular component: cytoplasm. The annotation marks the transcript as partial. The transcript is spliced from 3 exons. NCBI's taxonomy places the organism in Eukaryota, Metazoa, Chordata, Actinopteri, Cypriniformes, Cyprinidae.